GCACCCACACACUCCUCACAGCUCAGUUCACCUCAACUAGAAAAGAGUGAAAAGUCUUCAUUACAGAAUGUCAGGUGGAACCAUGAGCUUCACACGUGGAAUCCUAUCACUGACCAUCCUGCUGAACAUUCUAGUUUCAGGUUCUUUGGGUGAGACUCUGAGAGUGACCUGCAGUCCUCAGACUAUCUGUGCUCUACGGGAAUCAACAGUGAACCUGGAUUGCUUUUACUCAAACUCCAACAUCAAACCUCAGCACAGCUUCUGGUUCAGCCCCAAACAAAAAGCUAAAUGGAGGAACGAGGAAGAUCCAGAGGAUUUAGCUUUAGACUCAGACUACGCAGGACGAGUGAGUUAUGAUAAGACUACAACAUACAGUUACAGCUAUGAUACUCUUACAAUAACAGACCUGAGAGAGAGAGACUCAGGAGAAUAUCACCUCAUGAUCAUUAAAGAAACAGGACAGAAUUAUUCCAGCUCAACAGCAGUUACUCUAACAGUUUCAGAUCUGCAGAUGAAAACUGCUGACACUGAAAAACAGACAGCACGGACACUGAACUGUAGCACUUCCUGCAGACUGAGCUCUGUUCCUGCUCAUUACAGAUGGUACAACAAUGGGAAAUAUGUGUCCUGGACAAACUCACAUAAUACAAUUUUGGAUUUACAAAGGAGGGCUAGUCCUGGCAGCUACUCCUGCUCUGUUAGCAGCCAUACUGAAAUCUAUUCUAAUACCGUGUGUGUUUUUGAUAAGAACUGCUGGAGUGUAACCUACUCAGACAGAAGAGUCUGUGCUUUGGAGGGUUCAUCAGUGGAUUUUCCCUGCACUUACUCAUAUCCCAGAGAUCAGACAGUUACUGAAACAUUCUGGUAUAACUUUGGGUUAACAGAUCUGAGUGUGAAAAAGCAGUUUGCUGGUCGAGUGGAGUUUCUUGGAGAUAAAGAGAGAAGCUGCACUCUGAGAAUGAACAAUCUGACUAAGAGUGACUCUGGAGAAUAUCGCUUUAGAUUAAUCACAGAUACUGCAGGAGGGAGUUUCUCUGGUUAUCCUGGAGUCAUUCUGAGUGUUACAGAUCUUCAGGUGAAAGUGAGUCCCUCCACUCCAUCAGAAGGACAGACAGUAACACUGACCUGUAUCUCCACCUGCACUCUGACCCAACAACCCCACUUACAUCUGCUCUACCUGGAGUCAGCAAACACUGAGGAUGUUCUCCAGUAUUCUUGUGCUUUAGGAGGUACUGAAGCUCCCAAACAUACUGAAGAUCCAGAGGAUCUCACAGUGUUGAAGUUCAUCACAAUUGGUGCAGCAGUCUUUCUGGUUUUAUUUCUCAUCAUAGGAUGGAUUUGGAGGAGAAGGAGGAAAUCCAGUCCAGGUAAAGAGCACAGAAGCACUGAGGAGAGUGGACAGUGUGACUCUGCUCAUGUGUAUAGUAAUAUAUCAGAACUGGCCAUGACCUCUGACCCCACACAGAGAAAAGGAUCAGAUAAUCAGGAUGGCGUUCACUACUCCAGCGUUCAGUUCAAGCGCUUUCACAAGCAGGAAGAAGCUCCGCCCUCCACUUCCACACUUCCGCUUUACGUCAUAGAGGACCAGGAUGUUCAGUAUGCAGCUGUGAACUUCAGCAGAGAGAGUGCUGCCCCCCAGUGAGGAAACCCCUUCAUUACAUCUACUCUGACCAA
Colossoma macropomum (tambaqui) is the source of this 1674-nucleotide messenger RNA. RefSeq lists its product as uncharacterized. The record is from RefSeq and is a predicted model, not a curated record. Lineage: Eukaryota; Metazoa; Chordata; Actinopteri; Characiformes; Serrasalmidae. The coding region runs from base 68 to 1642 and encodes 524 amino acids. The transcript is spliced from 10 exons.